UGCGCAUGUUAGCAUGACCCUUAUUUUAUUAUUAGGUAGUUUUUUAUUGGUUUUUCUAUUGAAUUGUAUAUUAUUCGGGAUAUAGUCACUAUACUUUUGACAAUUAGGAAACAAUAACUAUUUUUGUCAAAUAACUAGUUUCUUAUAUAUAUAUUAGCGAUCAAAUGGGGGAUUCACAAGAAAAUAACAAAGGAAAGAGUAGAGACAAAGAUAAUUAUGUAUCUUGGACUAUGGAGGAUACCAAUGAGUUGUUGCACCUCUUGGUGGAUGCUAUGAAUAGGGGAUUGCGUGAUGCCAAUGGGUCACUUAGCAAACAAAAUGUAGAACGAAUAAUACUUCCUCAACUCAAUGCAAAAACUAAAUUCCCUAAAACUUAUAGUCAUUAUUUGAGUCGGAUGAAGUGGUUUCGAAACCAGUAUAACAUGAUGUCAACCCUUAUGCGCAACAACUCUGGCUUUGGAUGGGACCCAAUUGGAAAAACUUUCACUGCUCAUGAGGAUGUAUGGAAAGAUUACUUAAAGUCCCACCCAAGUCACAGCAAACUUCGAGGAAAAAGUAUGGUUGAUUAUGAGUAUUUGAAGAUCGUUGUUGGGGGUGGAGUUUCUAGCGGGAAUAAUUCUAUAUCAGUCGAUCCAGAUGAUACUGAUGCAAAAACUUUUGAGCCAGAAAAUAGAACUGUUGGGAUAGAAGAAUUUUCAUAUGAUCCUAAUAGUGAUACAUUCAUAACACCAAAUAACUAAGAACCAGCAUAUCAGCCUCCAUCACCAAACCAACCAAGUCCACCAUCCCACCCCCCUUUAGAUUCAGAGGUUCCCAUAGAAAAACAAAACUGUCACAAGCGAAGGAGAUCCGA
Messenger RNA from Glycine soja, 853 nucleotides. RefSeq lists its product as uncharacterized. The record is from RefSeq and is a predicted model, not a curated record. Lineage: Eukaryota; Viridiplantae; Streptophyta; Magnoliopsida; Fabales; Fabaceae. Bases 165 to 740 code for a protein of 191 amino acids. The transcript has 2 exons.